AUGGCUAUGUACUACUAUGCUAGCAAGCUCUCGGCAGUCGCAUGCGGCACACGCUGCCGGCAAGGAUUAGCGCGCCGCCAGCGCACCGGCGCCCGCACAAACCGGCCGGGUCAGCAGGGCGUCGGGUCGGGCGGUGGUGCGGGCAAUGGUGGUAGCGCGGGUGGUGGCAAGAAGGACGACGAUGAAGACUCCGACGAUAAUGGCAAAGAUAAAAAGGCGCUGUCGAGUUUCUGCUGCGAAAGCACCAACGAUACCAUUGUGAUAUCGGUGAAGUCGUCCGAGCAGCCGGAAGUGUGCUGCGAAAGCACCCCAACCCUUCUGCACACGGGCAGCCUCGGAACCGGUGGUGUGAUGUACGGCAACGGGACAAUUGUUUCCGGGCCGGUGGACUCGCUAAUAGAUUUGCUGAUGCCCGGUAACGCGGAAGAAUUCGAUCAGGACUACGUUUUCUCGUUUCUGCUGUCGGCUCGGUUCUUCAUUCGGUCGUACGAGCUGCUCGGGAAGCUGCUGGAAUCGAUCCCGGACCCGGAACCGCUCGAGCGCAUCGUGCCGUUGCUCGGCGUCUGGACGCGCAUGUUCCCGUACGACUUCCGCGACGAGCGCAUGAUGAAUCACGUCAAACAUAUCGUAGCUAGAUGCGCGGACACCAAGCUCGCCAAAGUGGUGCCCCAACUACUGUGUGCCUUGCUGGCUCGACUUACUGAGCUGGAAAACCACGAGGAGGAACUCAGAAGCUAUCAAUCAACCGUAGACAAUAAGACUGAAUCCGUAAGCUGGCCAACGGCGACCCAGCUGGCACAGUUGCUGUGCCGAAUCGAACGCAAACUGGCCCGCCACGUUGGUCCCGAGGAGUUUGUCCAGUGCAGCCCAAACCUGCUAAAGGACCCGAACCGGGAGGACUUCACACCGAAACCAUCAUCAGCGGCCGGAUCCACCGCGUCGACAUCGCUCGACGGCAAGAAGACCUGCAAUCUCGAGAGCUACCUAGAGUGGUCCGCUCGGUUGCGGUUGCUCGUGGCCAAUGAGAUACUGAAGUGCCGCAACAUUCAGGACCGCAACAGGCAGUUCGAGCUGUGGAGCGGUGCGGCCCAGUACUGUCUGCUGGUGGGGAACUACAACAGCGCCACGGCCAUUUUGGAAUCGUUUGAUCUGCCACCCGUAGCGCGGCUGCAAGUUACGUGGAGCAAAUUGUCAUCGACAACGAGCCAGCAGCUCGACUGCAUGCAGCGUCACGCGGAAGGAUGCGGCAGCUUGUGGAGCAAACAGACGGAACACCACCAUGGACCGGGAGGUACCGGAGAAGGCCGCCGAGGCAUCCUGGUCGGGACGGCCACAAAUGGCUCCUCGAAAGCGUCGACCUCGGCCGUCAGUCCAUCGGCACCGGUCGCCACCGGAAGCGGCCCGAUAGCCCGAUCGAGCUCCAACGAGUGGGUUGUGAUGCCGGUUUUUGUCGACAUCAUCAAGCUAGCCCUCAAGGCACGGGAGGACUGCUGCGUGAGGCUCCCAAACGGUCACAUAAACAUGACGGCUUUCGAUCGAUUGGCAGCCAUCGUAGGCGCUUUCACCAAGCACAUGAGCCAGGUCAAUCAGACACUACCGGACGUCGGCCAAUACGCAACGCUUUGCCAGUUCAUGCAGAGCUGUAAGCUUCUCAACGAAACAGAGCUCAUGCUGGCGUCAUUCGAAUGCGAACCACCGACGUCCGCCGAGAAGGAGCUGUACGACGUUGCAUAGCAUUCGGUGCAGCUCAUCGUCCACCCAACCCGGCCAACGCUGGACUGGCCAGCUGCAAUUCAAUUGCGAUCGGGCGCGGAAAUCGGACCCAUCAUUCGGGCCGGUGCAUCGGUGCAUCGGUUGCACUCGAUCCGGUUCCGGUCGCGCCUGGCAGCGCCUUUCUACCGUAUCCGUACCAACCCAUCGGCGAGGUUUAUUAGCGAAAGCGUUUCAACCGACGUACGGUACGGUCCGGGGGGGGGGCCAGCACAAAGGAAGAUAAAAUUUUAUUUCCAAUUACCCAUAAAUGUGGAAAAAAAUCUCCCCCAUCGCAGAAAGCGCUCCCUUCGCUUCUUCGCCCAUUUCCGGAACGCUUCCGGAUGGGGCGGGGGGGGAGGUAAAAGGAGAGCCCGGAAGUAAAAGAAACAAAUAUGGAAUCCAUCCUGCCAGUGGAGCGAAGCGAAAGGGAAGUGAUAAACGGAUGGACGGUUAUUUCCAAGCCAGUGGAACGGAUGAUUGUCUUCGGGUGGUGUGAGAAUGAGAAAAAAGAAAUGUGGAAAAUAUGUUAUCCACCAUCGAUCCCGGCAGGGUGAUAGGAUGGUUCGUGGGGAGGACAGGGAAGGGAGGAGGUGGGAGCCACACCCAAACCCCGACAAGAAUCGCACCUUCCCGACCAUUGAUUUUGCGCGUUCAGUUUUUAUCACCCCAUAGUUUAUUGUAACCAGCGCAGUGCCGAAAAAGAAGAAGAAGAAGAAGAACCAGCAGAAAGCUCUUCCCACGGCAGUUCUUUUUUUUAUGUGGUUUCAUUUUCUUUCGUGUUACAUUUUAUCCGAUUUCCACUCGCUAGAUCGGUUCGCAAAGGACCUCGGUAUCGGUACCGGUAAAACCGGAAACCACCGUGCUCGCGUAACGGAUGUCACGAAGCAAAAACAACAAAAUGGGGCGAAUGAUUAAAGGAAAUUUAUCGUUUUAUCGAAACACUCAAUCCACUGGUCGUUUGAUUGGAGAAGUCCGACCAGGGCGCCACUGCCACAUUAUCCGUAAUUAUUGGCACGGAACACGUUACAGCCCCACGCCGGGUAAGUACGGAGUGAUGUGAGAAAUAAACAUGAAAUG
Messenger RNA from Anopheles nili, 2829 nucleotides. RefSeq names its product ras-GEF domain-containing family member 1B. NCBI's taxonomy places the organism in Eukaryota, Metazoa, Arthropoda, Insecta, Diptera, Culicidae. The coding region runs from base 1 to 1734 and encodes 577 amino acids. Gene Ontology annotation, cellular component: plasma membrane. Gene Ontology annotation, biological process: Ras protein signal transduction; positive regulation of GTPase activity. The transcript has 10 exons. The record is from RefSeq and is a predicted model, not a curated record. Gene Ontology annotation, molecular function: guanyl-nucleotide exchange factor activity.